Molecule: messenger RNA, 2366 nt
Organism: Spodoptera frugiperda (fall armyworm)
Lineage: Eukaryota; Metazoa; Arthropoda; Insecta; Lepidoptera; Noctuidae
Gene: sim
Product: single-minded homolog 1
Biological process (GO): regulation of transcription by RNA polymerase II
Cellular component (GO): cytoplasm; transcription regulator complex; nucleus
Molecular function (GO): RNA polymerase II transcription regulatory region sequence-specific DNA binding; DNA-binding transcription factor activity, RNA polymerase II-specific; protein dimerization activity
Source: RefSeq, a predicted model, not a curated record
UACUAAAGGAAUUGAGGCCAUUGCAGUGUCCGCAAGCUGAGUCGGCAUUAGUUUGACAUUGAUUUUUAAACAAAUAUAAUAAAACAAGGAAGUAAAUUCAUUAUUGUCUUUGUGACAGAAGAAAUAUGUUCUCCAUUCAAAUAUGGAACUGACACAGAGUUGUGUUCGCGCGCUUUUCUGACAUUUAAUUUCUUUUUAAAUAGUGAAGUGCUGUGGUCUAUGGUGUUUUGUGAAACUUUUUGGUUUUUUUAAUAAAAGAGGUUUUACUGUUUAGUGUUAAAAUGUCGGCUUGUCACAAGGACAGCGCUCGUCCCUUGGACGCGGUUGCCAUAAUGAAAGAAAAGAGUAAGAAUGCUGCUCGCUCCAGAAGAGAGAAAGAGAAUGCAGAGUUUCUAGAGCUAGCCAAGCUCCUCCCACUACCAUCCGCCAUCACAUCACAGCUGGAUAAGGCAUCCGUGAUACGGCUGACGACUAGCUAUUUGAAAAUGCGACAAGUAUUCCCUGAUGGUUUAGGAGACGCAUGGGGUGCAGCACCACCUCCUCCCCAGCCCAGAGAGCUGUCCAUACGAGAGCUGGGCUCCCAUCUCCUGCAGACCCUGGAUGGGUUCAUAUUUGUCGUGUCCCCUGAUGGGAAGAUCAUGUAUAUUAGUGAAACAGCAUCUGUGCAUCUUGGGUUGAGUCAAGUAGAGCUGACGGGGAACUCGAUAUACGAGUAUAUACACCAGUCAGACCACGAGGAGAUGACGGCAGUACUCAGUCUGCAGCACCCUCACUCCUACCAACCUCACCAGUAUCCCAGUCUUGGGUAUCCAGUGGGAGGCACGUGGGGCCCGACAGUGGACAUCGAGUGUGAGAGAGCGUUCUUCAUCAGAAUGAAAUGUGUGCUCGCCAAGCGAAACGCUGGACUCACAACAUCAGGGUAUAAAGUGAUACACUGUUCAGGGUAUCUUCGAGCGAGGCGGUUCGGUGAAGGCUGGGCACCACUCGGCCUCAUCGCAGUCGGACACUCGCUACCACCAUCUGCCGUCACAGAGCUGAAACUACACUCCAAUAUGUUCAUGUUCAGAGCUUCACUGGACAUGCGGCUGAUAUUCUUGGAUGCAAGAGUGGCAUCGCUGACAGGGUAUGAGCCUCAGGACCUGAUUGAGAAGACGCUGUAUCACUACAUACAUGGAACCGAUGUGUUACAUAUGAGGCACUCACAUUGCACACUGCUAACCAAAGGGCAGGUGACGUCCAGGUACUACCGCUUCCUCACGAAGAGCGGAGGAUGGGUGUGGAUGCAGAGCUACGCCACCAUCGUCCACAACUCCAGGUCGUCACGGCCGCACUGCAUCGUGUCCGUCAACUACGUUCUCAGUGACAUAGAAGAGAAGCACCUAAUACUAAACAUCAGCCAGGGGACACCAAAGCACACGCCGGUAGAAUGUCCCACGCCAUCACACGUCCCCACCACCACGACAUCACCGCAAAUGCCUCAUGUGAGGCAUCCAGAGAAAAUACCAGUACCAGUCGCUGAAAGCGAGUAUAGCGACUCAAGUGGGGGAUACAACUACCCGGAAUACAUCCCAGUAAUACCCCCUUAUGAAACACAGGAAGAGUACCAGCAACAAAACGGGUCUUACCAGGAAAUAUUCUACGAAAACUAUACAGAUACAGGAGAAAUUUUACCAAAUUAUGUCAGUUUCCCACAAAACCAGCGUCCCUUCUCAGCCAGUUCCUCAUCAUGCAGCUCAAUAGAAGGCUCGGAGAUACCAAACCAAUACAACUACACCAAUCUAAUAUCGUUUCUCCACAACCAGAAUCAGAAUGGGCGGCCAGUAGGGGAAAACUUCGGUGGGUCUUUUGGGAAGAUCACGCCGUCUCCUACGGUUCAGGAGGGGGGAUAUACGAGUGUGAUAGUGGAUAAUACGCAGCAGUUUCAUCACCAUGGUGGGGGGGUGAAUGAGUUUGUACAUUGACAGCUGUAGUGUGAGACAGAGAGGUACAAUUUGUUUGUGAUGCUGGUUCAAAUUUGUGAACUGUGGCCGUAUAGUCCCGAUUGCCAGAUCCAUUGGUUUUGGAUGUGUGAUUUAAUUUAUAUGUUCAUAUUAUGUUGUAAUGUAUGUGUUUGGUUCAAUAAGAAUGAUUGGAAUUGAAAUCGGUUGCGCAGUCAGAUAGUGAAUUGGAUUUUUAACUUUAAUUCGAGAUUUGUAAGGUUGGAAAUCGAUUGUAAAUACAUGACUGAUCGAUUUCUGUAGGAGGUGAUUCUUCAAAAAGUUAACGGCGUCAUUAUCCUCAACCAAAUGUUAACAAUUCUGCCGAUUGAAACACAAAAUUUGGUUUCAUUAAAUUAAGCUGUGACACUGCUCUCAACCAAUCCAAUA